Vanrija pseudolonga is the source of this 1401-nucleotide messenger RNA. RefSeq names its product Pre-mRNA-splicing factor SPP2 (gene SPP2). Bases 1 to 1401 code for a protein of 466 amino acids. The transcript has a single exon. The record is from RefSeq and is a predicted model, not a curated record. Gene Ontology annotation, biological process: mRNA splicing, via spliceosome. NCBI's taxonomy places the organism in Eukaryota, Fungi, Basidiomycota, Tremellomycetes, Trichosporonales, Trichosporonaceae. Gene Ontology annotation, cellular component: spliceosomal complex.
AUGAGCGCGCCCGUGUCUUUGACCAUUCGACCGCCCGGAUCCUCCUCCUCGUCCCGGCCGAGGCAGGGCAACUGGAACGCGCCGAGCCAGCGCAUGUUCCACGACCACGACGAGGACGACGAGGAAGACCACGCGUUCGGCCGGUCGAAGCCCGCCAAGCGACAGGAGGACGAGCGGAUCGAGGGGUUCGGCAAUGGGCGUGCACUUGGUUCGCGGCGACCCACCCCGCCGUUGGUUAUCGCGCCGCAGCCAAACAAGGACUGGCGCGAGGUAACCCGGGGAAAGGUGCCCUCUUAUCUGACCGAAGGGGGCCGCAACGAAGAGGACAAUUCGGGGCCUGAGCGAAUCGGCGACGAGCCACAGCGCGCCGGACUGCGGUUCAUAAAGAAGGAGAAGGAGGAGGGCGAGUCUGCGCCGCCACCUGCGCCGGCCGCGACCGCCACGAACCCGGAACCCGAGGACGUCAAGCCCGACGUCGAGGCCCUGUCGCUCGACGAGCAGGCACUGCGCGCCGUCCUGGCCGGCGAGCGCAGCAAGCCCGAGACGGACGAGCACAAGGACCUGGUGAUCGCGUCGGCGAGCGACAAGAAGAACUUCCCCACCGAGUCGGACGCGCUCGCGCGCGACCUCGGCGGGCUGCCCGAGGAGUCGAGCCUGGACGACUAUGCCGCCAUCCCUGUCGAGGCGUUUGGCGCCGCCAUCCUCCGCGGGAUGGGAUACGACCCGAAGAACGACACCAAGCUGCAUGUGCCCAAGCCCCGGCCGGCGCUGCUGGGCCUCGGCGCGACGGCGCUCACGUCCGAGCUGCCGCCGUCGCGCAAGACGGACAAGAACAAGAAACGCCGCGAAGCGUACGCCACACGCGGCGGGCGCGGCUUCAAUGCGUCGAAUCUGCUAGUCAAGCGCGGCGACGGCGACGAGUCGGGCAGUGCCACCCCUGCCGGCUCGUCGCGUGGCGACGACAGUGACGGCGGGAGAACGCGGCGCCGGGACGACGACGACAACUACGACAGCGGGAGGGAUUCGAAGCGCCGGGACGAUAGGGACCGCGAGAGGAGGAGGGAGUACGAGACGGACGAGGAGCGCGCCCGCCGCAAAGCGCGGGAGGCGGAGAGGGAUAGGGAGCGUGGUGGUGACCGCGACCGUGAGCGUGAGCGUGAGCGUGACGGCGACCGUGAUCGCUAUCGUGACCGCAAUGGCGGGUCGGACCGGAGAGACCGAGACCGACGCGACGACCGCGACCGUGACAGGCGAGAAGACUCGCGCGACUACCGCGACAGGCGUGACGACCGCGACCGCCGCGAUGAUCGCCGUGAUGGCCGCCGCGACGACCGCAGGGACGACCGGCGCGAUAGGGACAGAGACUACGACAGGGACAGGAGGAGCCGAUCGGACAGGUAG